Physeter macrocephalus (sperm whale) is the source of this 3288-nucleotide messenger RNA. It is a transcript of the gene ATP6V0A2, whose product is annotated as ATPase H+ transporting V0 subunit a2. NCBI's taxonomy places the organism in Eukaryota, Metazoa, Chordata, Mammalia, Artiodactyla, Physeteridae. Bases 155 to 2719 code for a protein of 854 amino acids. Gene Ontology annotation, biological process: proton transmembrane transport; vacuolar acidification. Gene Ontology annotation, cellular component: plasma membrane; vacuolar proton-transporting V-type ATPase complex; vacuolar proton-transporting V-type ATPase, V0 domain. The transcript is spliced from 20 exons. The record is from RefSeq and is a predicted model, not a curated record. Gene Ontology annotation, molecular function: proton-transporting ATPase activity, rotational mechanism; ATPase binding.
GCAGCUGGUGCAGCCCGGAGCCCCAUGGUGCGGGGCUGCGGCCAGGCCGCAGGAGAAGCCUGAGCUCCGGGCCGCCCCGGCUGACCGUGCGGGCCCGCGCGGCCCGGAGCCGCCACUGCCUGUCGGGCCCCGCGGGGACGCGGGCCGGCCAGCCAUGGGGUCCCUGUUCCGGAGCGAGACCAUGUGCCUGGCCCAGCUCUUCUUGCAGUCCGGCACGGCCUACGAGUGCCUCAGCGCCCUGGGCGAGAAGGGCCUGGUCCAGUUCCGAGACCUGAACCAGAAUGUAAGUUCUUUCCAAAGAAAAUUUGUUGGUGAGGUGAAGAGGUGUGAAGAACUAGAGCGAAUAUUGGCGUAUUUGGUGCAGGAAAUUAAUAGAGCUGAUAUUCCCCUCCCUGAGGGAGAGACCAGUCCUCCUGCACCACCUCUUAAACAAGUGCUCGAAAUGCAGGAGCAGUUGUGGAAGCUGGAGGCCGAGCUGAGGGAGGUGACGAAGAACAAGGAGAAGCUGAGGAAGAGCCUCCUGGAGCUCACUGAGUACAGCCACGUGCUGCGCGUGACCAAGACCUUCGUCAGGCGCAGCGCGCAGUUUGAACCCACUUACGAAGAAUUCCCUCCCUUGGAGAACGAGUCUUUGUUGGACUACAGCUGUAUGCAGAGGCUGGGAGCAAAACUGGGAUUUGUGUCUGGCCUCAUUAACCAAGGGAAAGCUGAAGCGUUCGGGAAAACGCUGUGGCGAGCCUGCAAAGGGCACAGCAUCGUGACGCAUGCAGAGCUGGAGGGGCCCCUGGAAGACCCUGAAACGGGAGAAGUCGUAAAAUGGUACGUGUUUUUGAUAUCCUUCUGGGGAGAGCAGAUUGGCCACAAGGUUAAGAAGAUAUGUGAUUGUUACCAUUGCCACGUUUACCCCUACCCGAAUACCGCCGAGGAGCGGAGAGAGAUUCAGGAGGGCCUGAACACCCGGAUUCAAGAUCUGUAUACUGUGCUUCACAAAACCGAGGAUUAUUUAAGGCAAGUGCUCUGUAAAGCCGCCGAGUCAGUCUACAGCCGCGUCAUCCAGGUGAAGAAGAUGAAAGCCAUUUACCAUAUGCUGAACAUGUGCAGCUUCGACGUGACCAACAAGUGCCUCAUUGCCGAGGUCUGGUGUCCCGAGGCCGAUCUGCACGAGCUGCGCCUUGCUCUGGAGGAGGGCUCGAGAGAGAGCGGUGCUACAAUCCCCUCAUUCAUGAACACAAUCCCAACCAAAGAAACACCCCCGACUCUCGUCCGCACCAACAAAUUCACCGAGGGGUUUCAGAACAUCGUGGAUGCCUAUGGGGUUGGGAGCUACCGAGAAGUGAACCCAGCUCUGUUUACCAUCAUCACUUUCCCCUUUUUAUUUGCCGUGAUGUUUGGAGACCUUGGACAUGGCUUUGUGAUGUUCUUAUUUGCCCUCCUGUUGGUGUUAAAUGAAGAUCAUCCCAGACUAAGUCAGUCACAAGAGAUCAUGUGGAUGUUUUUCAACGGUCGCUACAUCCUCCUGCUGAUGGGGCUGUUCUCGGUGUACACGGGCCUCAUCUACAACGACUGCUUUUCCAAGUCGGUCAACCUCUUUGGCUCCGGGUGGAACGUGUCUGCCAUGUACAGCUCCAGUCACAGCCCAGCGGAGCAGAGGAAGAUGACGCUUUGGAAUGACAGCGUCAUCAGGCACCACAGGGUGUUGCAGUUGGAUCCCAGUGUUCCCGGAGUGUUCCGAGGCCCUUAUCCUCUUGGCAUCGAUCCCAUUUGGAACUUGGCCACAAAUCGUCUCACUUUUCUGAACUCUUUCAAAAUGAAAAUGUCUGUGAUUUUAGGAAUUAUUCACAUGACUUUUGGAGUCAUUCUGGGAAUAUUUAACCACUUACAUUUCAGGAAGAAGUUCAACAUUUAUCUGGUUUCCAUCCCAGAACUUCUCUUCAUGCUCUGCAUCUUUGGCUACCUUAUAUUUAUGAUUGUCUAUAAGUGGCUGGUUUAUUCAGCAGAAACCUCCAGAGUCGCUCCUAGCAUUCUGAUUGAAUUUAUUAACAUGUUUUUAUUCCCGGCUAGUGACACAGGUGGUCUUUACCCAGGGCAGGAGCACGUCCAGAGGCUGCUUCUGGUCAUCACAGCGUUGUCUGUCCCUGUGCUCUUCUUGGGAAAACCACUCUUCUUGUGGUGGCUUCACCAUGGGCGCAGUUGCUUUGGGGUCAGCAGGAGUGGUUACACACUUGUAAGGAAAGAGAGCGAGGAAGAAGUUUCUUUGCUGGGAAGCCACGACAUAGAAGAGGGAAACAACCAAGUGGAAGAUGGAUGUAGAGAAGUGACGUGUGAAGAGUUUAAUUUUGGAGAAAUAUUGAUGACCCAAGUAAUUCAUUCCAUCGAGUACUGUCUGGGAUGCGUCUCCAACACGGCUUCGUACCUGAGGCUCUGGGCGCUCAGUUUGGCUCAUGCACAGUUGUCCGACGUGCUGUGGGCCAUGCUGAUGCGGGUCGGCCUCCGCGUAGACGCGGCCUACGGGGUCUUGCUGCUGCUUCCGGUCACGGCUCUCUUUGCAGUUUUGACAGUUUUCAUCCUUUUGAUCAUGGAAGGGCUUUCUGCAUUUCUUCACGCCAUCCGCCUCCACUGGGUAGAAUUUCAGAACAAAUUCUAUGUUGGUGCAGGCACCAAAUUUGUUCCUUUCUCACUCAGAUUACUUUCUUCAAAGUUUAGUGACGACAUGGCAUGAUCAUAUUGCCGUAUCCAACAAGCUUUCAGAUUUAAGGAGAAUUAUCAUGUUGUAGAAUUUCCUUAUGUUAAAUUGACAAUAGGAAAUGUUCCAUCUUCAUUAACUGCCUUAUGAGAUAGCCAAAUGAUUCUGUAAGAUAUACCUCUUCCUCAUAUGUUAAAUAUUUUGUAAGGUUUCUCAAUUUCAGAUAUAUAAAUUUCUUUCAGUUUUUAUGAUGAGCAAAUAUAAGUUAAUGCCAAAAGUUAUGCUAAAGUUAUUUUAAAAAAUAUAGCCUUGGGGGAGAGAAGCCAAUUUUGAAUGGCUAGUUGAAAAUGGUCUUAAAUACUUGAUUCCUUUUCACUUAUUUUUAAAAAAAAAGCUAGAGGGCUUCCCUGGUGGCGCAGUGGUUGCGCGUCCGCCUGCCGAUGCAGGGGAACCGGGUUCGCGCCCCGGUUUGGGAGGAUCCCACAUGCCGCGGAGCUGCUGGGCCCGUGGGCCAUGGCCGCUGAGCCUGCGCGUCCGGAGCCUGUGCUCCGCAACGGGAGAGGCCACAACAGUGUGAGGCCUGCGUACCACAAAAAAAAAAAAAA